AUGGGCGACAUUGCCACGGGCGAAACCGCUACGUGCGGAACCUCCAUUCCGGCUGCAAUCCAAAUCGAUUCGAGCAUAAUCUUCAGCCGCAUCAAACAACUUGAGGCAGUCUCGCUCGGCCACCCGAUCCUACCUCUAUCCAGGCUCCCGCCAAUCCCAGAUAAGACUGAUGCUGCCGCCUAUGCAGAGUUCCAGCUGAAGAUUGAUGUCCUCGCCUCAUUCUUCUUGCAACGUGGCGUCGUCUCCCCCGAUUUCCCAUCUCACACCGGCGAGACGCCACUCCUCAUUGCUGUGCGGAUUGGGAGUGGCGCCAUGAUCCAAUGUUUACAUUCACACGGCGCUGAUGUAAACCGUUUUGGUCGCACACAGCUGCCUGACACCGAUGCCGGCCGCACACCGCUACAACUAGCUGCCACACUUGGUAACCUAGCCCUGGUGAAGCUCCUUAUCGAGGAGUGUGGAGCAGAUGACAGAGUUGUAGCACCAGACGGGGCCCUUGCGUAUCGUCUUGCCGCCGCGAACUGCCAUGACGAUGUUGUGGCCUAUCUGCCAAUCCGCCGAGGCGGCAUGUGGCUCAGGUGGAAGAAACGAUCAAAGCUGGUCGAAAAAGCAGGCAAGGGACUACAGGCUGUUGCUGCAUUCAUUGCAAUUUUCGUGUGGAUUAUACCUCGAAAGAUAUUCUACGAGUUCCCCAAGUCAGUGUGGAAAGGGGACACGGUUGGCAUGAAAAUAAGAAGUGGAAUACACCGGGCGUGGGAGGUCAUCGUGCAUCUCUCUGUUCUCAUAUGCCUCAUGUUAUAUGAACUCCCGAAGCAGGCCAUCCUGGGACUUUUGCGAAGACUCAACUCGGUAAAGAAAAGAGAGAAUGGACCAUAG
Ilyonectria robusta is the source of this 876-nucleotide messenger RNA. Its product is annotated as ankyrin repeat-containing domain protein. The transcript has 2 exons. Gene Ontology annotation, cellular component: nucleus; cytoplasm. Lineage: Eukaryota; Fungi; Ascomycota; Sordariomycetes; Hypocreales; Nectriaceae. Bases 1 to 876 code for a protein of 291 amino acids. Gene Ontology annotation, molecular function: protein binding. The record is from RefSeq and is a predicted model, not a curated record.